Vanderwaltozyma polyspora DSM 70294 is the source of this 4962-nucleotide messenger RNA. RefSeq names its product clathrin heavy chain (gene CHC1). The transcript has a single exon. The coding region runs from base 1 to 4962 and encodes 1653 amino acids. Gene Ontology annotation, biological process: Golgi to endosome transport; intracellular protein transport; receptor-mediated endocytosis. The record is from RefSeq and is a predicted model, not a curated record. NCBI's taxonomy places the organism in Eukaryota, Fungi, Ascomycota, Saccharomycetes, Saccharomycetales, Saccharomycetaceae. Gene Ontology annotation, molecular function: clathrin light chain binding; structural molecule activity. Gene Ontology annotation, cellular component: clathrin coat of trans-Golgi network vesicle; clathrin complex; clathrin coat of coated pit.
AUGAGUGACUUGCCUAUCGAAUUUACCGAAUUGGUUGAUUUAACCAGUCUAGGGAUCUCUCCUCAAUCCCUUGACUUUAGGUCGACCACCUUUGAAAGUGAUCGUUUCGUUACAGUAAGAGAGACAAUUGAUGGUGCUAAUUCUGUUGCAAUUGUUGAUCUAGCAAAUGGGAAUGAUGUUACCAAAAAAAAUAUGGGUGGUGAUUCUGCAAUUAUGCAUCCAUCACAAAUGGUCAUCUCUGUCAGAGCCAAUGGUACUAUUGUACAGAUUUUCAAUUUAGAAACAAAGUCUAAAUUGAAAUCUUUUACAUUGGAUGAACCUGUUUUGUUUUGGAAGUGGUUAAAUGAAGAAACUUUAGGUUUUGUUACUGCAAGAUCAAUCCUUAUCUCCAACGUCUUUGAUGGCAAUGUUAGUGGAAAACCAACUUUAUUAACUACAAGACAUCAAAAUUUAAAUAAUACUCAAAUUAUUAAUUUUGUAGCAAAUAAAAACUUAGAUUGGUUUGCUGUUGUAGGUAUUUUACAAGAAAAUGGCCGUAUCGCAGGUAAAAUCCAAUUGUAUUCUAAGCAGCGUAAUAUUUCUCAAGCUAUUGAUGGUCACGUAGCAAUCUUUUCGGGAAUUGUUUUAGAAGGUAACGGUUCCUCCCCUGUACAAGUUUUCGUCACUGGUAACAGAAAUGUCACCACUGGUUCAGGUGAAUUACGUAUCAUUGAAAUCGAUCAUGAUGCUUCUUUACCAACCCAAUACCAGAAAAAGACAAUGGAAAUUUUCUUCCCACCAGAUGCUACCAACGAUUUCCCAAUUGCUGUUCAAGUUUCUGAAAAGUAUGGUGUUGUUUAUAUCUUAACUAAAUACGGGUUCAUUCAUUUAUACGAAUUAGAAACUGGUACUAAUUUAUUUGUUAACAGAAUUACAGCAGAAUCUGUAUUCACAGCUACUGCUUAUGAUAAUAAAAAUGGUAUUGCAUGUAUCAAUAAGAAGGGUCAAGUCUUGGCUGUAGAAAUCUCUACUUCCCAAAUUGUUCAAUACGUAAUUAAUAAAUUAUCAAACGUCACCUUGGCUAUCUCUAUGGCUCGUAGAGGUGGUUUGCCAGGUGCCGAUGAUUUAUUCCAAAAGCAAUUCGAUACAUUAUUAUCCCAAGGUGAUUACCAAAAUGCUGCUAAAGUUGCAGCUUCUUCUCAACAAUUAAGAAAUCAAAAUACCAUUAACAGAUUGAAAAAUGUUCAAGCCACUCCAGGUUCUAUUUCUCCAUUAUUAUUAUAUUUCUCUACUUUAUUAGAUAAUGGUAAAUUGAACAGAGAAGAAACUAUUGAAUUGGCAAAGCCUGUAUUACAACAAGAUAGAAAACAAUUAUUUGAAAAAUGGUUAAAAGAAGAUAAGUUAGAAUGCUCAGAAGAAUUAGGUGAUAUCGUUAAACCAUUUGAUACCACUUUAGCUUUAGCUUGUUACUUAAGAGCAAACUCUCAUCCAAAAGUUGUUGCUUCUUUAGCUGAAUUGCAACAAUUUGAUAAAAUUUUACCAUAUUGUGAAAAAGCAGGUUACCAACCAAAUUUCUUAGUUUUGAUUUCUACUUUAAUCAGAACUUCUCCUGAUAGAGCUUCGGAAUUUACAACUUCUAUUUUACAAAACCCAGCUGUUGCCCCACAACUAGAUAUUGAAAAGAUUGCUGACUUAUUUUUCUCUCAAAACCACAUUCAACAAGGUACUGCUUUGUUAUUAGAUGCUUUGAAAAGUGAUACACCAGAUCAAGGUCAUUUACAAACUCGUGUUCUUGAAGUUAAUUUAUUGCAUGCACCACAAGUUGCUGAUGCUAUUCUAGGUAAUAACAUCUUUUCUCACUAUGAUAAGCCAACCAUCGCUUCCUUAUCUGAAAAAGCUGGUCUGUUCCAGAGAGCUUUAGAAAAUUAUGUUGAUAUAAAAGAUAUAAAGAGAUGUAUUGUUCAUACAAAUGCCUUACCUGUAGAAUGGUUAGUCGCAUACUUUGGUAAAUUAAAUGUUGAACAAUCAUUGGCUUGUUUGAAGGCUUUAAUGGACAACAACAUGCAGCAAAAUAUUCAGAUUGUUGUCCAAGUAGCUACUAAAUAUUCUGAUCUAAUCGGUUCUCCAGUGUUGAUCAAGUUAUUUGAAGAAUACAACGCUACUGAGGGUUUGUACUACUACUUAGCUUCAUUGGUCAAUCUAACCGAUGACAAAGAUUUGGUUUAUAAAUACAUCGAAGCUGCUGCUAAGAUGAAACAAUAUACCGAAAUUGAAAGAGUUGUUAGAGAUAAUAAUACUUACGACCCAGAAAGAGUAAAGAAUUACUUGAAGGAUGCCAACUUAGAGGAUCAAAUGCCAUUGGUAAUUGUUUGCGAUCGUUUUGGCUUUAUUAAUGAAUUGGUUAUUUACUUGUACAAUUCACAAAACUUAAAGUUUAUUGAAUCUUAUGUUCAACAAGUCAACCCAUCCAAAACUCCAGAAGUCGUUGGUUCUUUAAUCGACUUAGAUUGUGAUGAAAACUUUAUUAAGGGUUUGCUUCAAUCAGUAUUCGGCCAAGUUCCAAUCAAUGAAUUAACCACUGAAGUCGAAAAGAGAAAUAGAUUAAAGUUGUUAUUACCUUAUUUGGAACAAAGCUUAGCUCAAGGUAACCAGGAACAAUCUGUCUACAAUGCAUUGGCCAAAAUCUAUAUCGAUUCUAACAAUGCCCCAGAAAAGUUCUUGAAGGAAAAUGAUCAAUAUGACACUAUUGAUGUUGGUCAUUAUUGUGAAAAGAGAGACCCAUACUUGGCUUACAUUGCCUACGAUAAAGGCUCCAAUGAUGACGAUUUAAUCAGAAUUACCAAUGAAAACAGCAUGUACAAGUACCAAGCUAGAUAUUUGUUAAAACGUUCUGAUCCUUCAUUAUGGAAUAAGGUUUUAGGUGAAGAUAAUGUUCAUAGACAACAAUUAAUCGAUGCUGUUAAUUCUGUUGGUAUCCCUGAAUUGACUGACCCAGAACCAGUUUCAAUUACUGUACAAGCUUUUAUGACUAACGGCUUAAAAUUAGAGUUAAUCCAAUUAUUGGAAAAAAUAGUUUUAGAAGACUCUCCAUUUAGUGAUAACGUAGCUCUCCAAGGCCUAUUAUUGUUAUCUGCAAUUAAAUAUGAACCAAAUAAGGUAAGAAGAUACAUCGAAAAGUUGAAAAAUUAUGAUGCUGAUGAAAUUGCCUCCUUGUGUAUCGAACACGAUUUGAAGGAAGAAGCUUUUGAAAUAUUCGACAAACACGAGUUGUACAACAAAGCCCUAAAUGUUUUAGUCGAGAAUGUAAUGUCUUUAGAUAGAGCAUACUCUUACGUUGAAAAGAUUGAUACAAAAGAAUUGUGGUCCCAAUUAGGUGCUGCUCAACUUGACGGUUUACGUAUUCCUGACGCUAUCACAUCUUACAUAAAAGCAGAAGAUCCAUCUAAUUAUGAAAGUGUGAUUGAUGUUGCAGUCGAAGCUGGUAAUUAUGAGCAAUUGAUUCCAUACUUAUUAAUGGCUAGAAAAACUUUGAAAGAAUCAAAGAUCGAUGGUUCUUUAGUUUUGGCUUACGCUUCCUUGGACAAGGUCCAUGAAAUCGAAAACUUGGUUGCCAACUCUAAUGCUGCUAAUUUGGAUGCAGUUGGUGAUAAGUUAUUGGAUAUGAAAAACUACAAGGCUGCAAAAUUAUGCUUCUCAAGCGUUUCUAAUUACUCUAAGUUAGCCUUUACUUUGGUCCAUAUCGGUGACUAUCAAAGUGCUGUCGAUACAGCUAGAAAAGCUUCUAAUAUCAAGGUUUGGAAGCUUGUUAACGAGGCAUGUGUUGAUAAAAAGGAAUUCAGACUAGCUCAAAUUUGUGGUUUAAAUUUGAUUGUUCAUGCUGAAGAAUUAAACGAACUAGUUGAAAAAUAUGAAUCUAAUGGUUACUUUGAAGAGUUGAUUUCCUUGUUUGAAGCUGGUUUAGGUUUAGAAAGGGCUCAUAUGGGUAUGUUUACAGAGCUAUCAAUUUUGUAUUCGAAAUAUGAACCUUCAAAAACUUUUGAUCACUUGAAGUUGUUCUGGUCAAGAAUUAAUAUUCCAAAGGUAAUCAGAGCUGUCGAAGAAGCACAUCUAUGGCAAGAAGUAGUUUUCUUAUAUGCCCAUUAUGACGAAUGGGACAAUGCCACACUAACCAUGAUCGAAAAAUGUACCAAAUCUUUCGAUCACGAAUACUUCAAGGAAAUUAUUGUUAAAGUUGCCAAUCUUGAAAUCUACUAUAAUGCUAUUAACUUCUAUGUUAAAAAGCACCCAGCAUUAUUAAUCGAUUUAUUGUCAGUUUUGACUCCAAGAUUAGAUAUUCCAAGAACAGUUCAAAUAUUUGCAAAGUCUGAUAACUUGCCUUUGAUUAAGCCAUUCUUGAUUAAUGUUUUACCAAAGAACAACUCUGUUGUUAACCAAGCAUAUCAUGACUUAAUGAUUGAAGAAGAAGAUCACAAGGCUUUAAAAGACGCUGUUGACUCAUAUGAUAAAUUCGAUCAAAUUGCUCUAGCUGAACGUUUGGAAAAACAUGAAUUAAUUUUCUUCAAAAAAAUUGCUGCUUUACUUUACCGUAGAAACAGAAAGUGGGCAAAGAGUUUAUCUAUCCUAAAAGAAGAGAAGUUAUGGAAAGAUGCCAUUGAUACUGCUGCUAUUUCUCAGGAUUCAAAGGUUGUUGAAGAUCUAUUUACCUAUUUCAUCGAGACAGACAACAAGGAAGCUGUUGUAGCAUUAUUAUACACUGCCUAUAAUUUGUUCAAGUAUGACUUCGUUUUGGAAAUGUCUUGGUUGAAUUCUUUAGAAAACUAUACCAAACCCUAUGAAAUUUCUGUAAAGAAAGAACAAACAGAAGCAAUUGAAAAGUUAUCUAAACAAUUAGGUGACAGAGCCAAUGUAUCUGAUAACAAAAAUGCCCCAGGUGAACCACUUAUGUUGACUAAUGGUAUGGGUUACCAACAAACUGGGUUUUAA